Molecule: messenger RNA, 2095 nt
Organism: Patiria miniata (bat star)
Lineage: Eukaryota; Metazoa; Echinodermata; Asteroidea; Valvatida; Asterinidae
Product: b(0,+)-type amino acid transporter 1-like
Exons: 12
Coding region: 323-1819 (498 amino acids)
Biological process (GO): amino acid transmembrane transport
Cellular component (GO): membrane
Molecular function (GO): L-amino acid transmembrane transporter activity
Source: RefSeq, a predicted model, not a curated record
UAUAAUACGCUUCGCAGUAAAUCUGCCCCUGUGGCAGGAUUAUUGUUUGUUGUGGUAGGGUGCAUGACCUUUCCACGUUACCGUUCCGAGUUUACCCAACCCACCUCGUACUUUGAUCCAAUUGUUCGGCAAUCGAGUACUGAAUAACAAACAGAAGAAUGAAUACCUACCUGCAGGGUUCCCACAAACGCUUGCUUCACUCCGUGAUCUUACGCUUUGAUUGCAUGGGCGAGCCGGUACAAUGUAGUUCUUUAGAAUAAUCCGUGCACAAAGUGCAGCAUCGACAUCAUAGCUGUGCUGACUACCUCGGAUCACAACCACCAUGACAGCUGAUGCCAUGAAUGAGAAGAAAGGGUCGGGAGAGCCCAGAAAUAGAGGGAGUUUGGAGUCGUCGAAUACCUGCGAUGAGAAUGAAAACAUGGACAGCACUGUCAAGCUGAAAAGGGAGAUUGGAUUAGUCCGAGCGGUGUCUCUGAUCAUAGGAGCGAUGAUUGGAUCUGGGAUCUUCAUCUCACCGAAAGGUGUCCUACUUGCAACUAACAGUGUGGGCAUGAGUCUGGUUGUAUGGUUCAUCUGCGCUGUGGUUUCGUCCUUAGGUGCGAUGUGUUUUGCUGAACUAGGCGCAGUGGUACCACUAGCUGGAGGUCCAUACCAGUACGCGCUUCAUGCCUAUGGUAAUCUACCCGGCUUCAUGGUUGCAUGGUCUCUGGUAGUUAUUAUGAUGCCAGCUGGUGUUGCCAUGACAGCUAUCACCUUGGGAACCUAUACAUCUGAUUACGUCAUUCCUGGCGAUUGCGCCCCUCCUAGGGAAGCGAUCCAACUCUUUGCUAUUCUCUCAGUCAUGUUGAUUGUAUUCAUCAACUGUGUGAGUGUUCGCGUUGCCAGUGGAUUGUCUGUGGUCUUCUCGGGAGCAAAAGUCAUUGCCCUCAUGGUUAUCAUCAUCGCUGGUCUCGUCAAAGUAUUCCAAGGUCACACGGAGUAUUUAGACCCCUCGGUGUCAUUUGAAGGUUCAACUACGCAGUUCCUAGGUUAUGGAUUAGCUUUCUACAAUGGUUUGUGGGCCUAUGCCGGUUGGGAAAUACUGAACAGUGUCACGGAGGAGCUGAAAAAUCCAGGCAGGAAUAUUCCGUUGGCUAUUGGUAUCGCUAUACCUGCUGUGACCAUCAUUUACCUAUUAACCAACAUUGCAUAUUUCACCACACUCUCUCCGACUGAGCUACUGGCUUCAAGCGCCGUCGCAGUGACAUUUGCCGAGAGAACACUUGGUCCCAUGGCUUGGGUUAUUCCUGUGGGUGUGUGCAUCUCUACGUUUGGUAAUCUACUCGGUAACAUCCUUGCCUCCCCAAGGAUAGCAUUUGCAGCCGGAAGAGAAGGUCAUAUGUUGAAGGUUUUGUCAAUGAUCAAUGUGAAGCGGUUGACCCCACUGCCGGCGAUAGUCUUGCAGGCAAUUAUAGCGAUUAUUCUCAUUCUGCUUGGGGACUUCAACUCUAUUCUCAAAUUUGCUAGCUUCGUCUCCUACAUAUUUCACGGGGCUGCGUUUAUGGCCGUUCUGAUUUUACGACGGAAGUACCCGGAUAAACCAAGACCAUUCAGGGUGAAUGUCUUGAUACCUAUCUUCGCGACUGCCGUCUGCGUGUUUAUGAUCUUGGCGCCAUUAAUUGCCGCUCCUACCUUGGAGUACUUGUACGCCCUGGUAUUACUGGCCAUAGGCCUCGUAGUUUACCUUGUGUUCGUCUGGGGGAAAAGACAGCUACCAUUCAUGAAUCAAAUGACUCUGUUCUACCAGAAGUUGUUUCUCGUCAGUCCAUCUCGUUAUUAACUAACUGCACCAACCGCCACGAAGUCUUCACGUCAUAUGCAGCCAAAAUGAAGUACUUUUUGGUGAUGAAAUGCCUACACUGUAUAUCCUGUACGGAGAGACAACGCGAGUACUCAGCAUCAUUGCAACAGUUGUGUACUCCACAAAUCUAGCCUCUACAGUAUUUUGAACAUGAAAUGGUAUUGCAAACUGUAUUAAUUGGAGUACUCGGAAUAAAAUAUGAAAUCGUUACGGAUUUAGACGGAGCAGUAUCAUUAAGAAUCUGCAGAAUAUAAA